GAGUUUUAUGUAGGUAUUAUUUUGAAUAUGUUGUGAAGUUGGCCUAUAUAACAUUAUUUUAUUAUUAAAUGUCUCAAAAAAUAAUACAAUAUUAUAUUCAAAAAUAAAAUGCACGAUCGUGUCACUGAGAGCCUAUCAAAUCGAGAUGUUCCAUCGUUUAUAGAAGCUCGUCCACCUCUAAUAACCAAUCCGUUUAUGAGGCCUCGACCUGAAAAGGGUAGAAACCUAAUGGAUCUAUUCGAGGAAGAAUCGGAGUUUGAAGAGUCUGAUCUAGUUCAAGUGUAUUUACGUGUAAAGCCCUGUAAUAAACCUAACAAUUUAUACGAUGUGCGUUCAGAUCGGUGUUUAGUUACAUCGCUGGACACAACUACUGCUGGUCAUGGAAGAAGAACCCAGCAUAACGUUUCAAAGAUGUACACAUUUUCUCACAUCUUUGGUCCGGAUACUGAUCAAGGAGAAAUUUUUGAGCACGUCGUCAAAGAUAAUCUCAAAAAACUUCUUGAAGGUCGAAGCUUUACUCUUCUUACGUACGGCGCAUCAGGAUCUGGCAAAACAUUCACAUUGAUGGGCACAGUAUUAUCACCAGGCUUAGUGCCAAGAUCAUUGGAAUAUGUGUUUAAAAUAAUAAAUGCUGCACAAUAUCCUGUUUAUAAACCAGCUGAAGGAGGAGGAGAUAAAUUAAAUGUUUCACAACAGGUCUAUGAACUACAGUGGGUAAAGAAAUUGAGAAAAGUAUCUAUUGCUCCUCUCAAAGAUAAAUACAGAAGGAUGAGCACACAACUCAGCAGUAAUAUGACUAUAAGUAAUCUAGAUAUAACAAAUGACUCUAAUUAUUUCGUUUGGGUAUCAUUUAUAGAGAUAUACAAUGAGAAAAUUUAUGAUUUACUGACUAUAUCGGAAAGGCGCAACACUUCAAAUUUAGCUAUAAGGGAAGAUUCUAAUGGAAAUGUUUAUGUUAAGGGUGCUACUCAAGCAUUUGUGAGAUCUGGAGAGGAGGCAUAUGAUGUUAUGGUUGCUGGCAAACUUAACCUGCAAGUAGCAGCCACAGGGGUUCAUGCCGAAUCAUCAAGAUCACACUGUAUCUUUACAAUAACACUGCUCAAAGAAACUGAUGGAUCAUGUGUCAGCUCGUCGGUGCGACUGUGUGACCUGGCGGGGUGUGAGCGAGCGCGACGCACGCGCAACACAGGAACUCGCAUGCAAGAGUCGCGAGCCAUCAACUCAUCCCUGCACGUGCUAGAACGCUGCCUCCACAUGCUGCGCCGGAAGCAGAACUGCUCGCGCGCCUUGCUUGUACCAUACAGAGAGUCAAAAUUAACGCGGCUUCUUGGUACGGGUCUGUCUGGGUCCCGAGGUGAGGCCGUCAGUAUGGUGGUAACCCUGAACCCCGCAAUAGAAUACGCGCAGGAGAACAAACAUGUUUUGCAGUUGGCAGCAGUCGCUAAAGACAUACAGAUGAACAAUACAACAUAUGAAUAUCCAAGCUCAUUGGAGGACACACGGGACACAUCAACCUACAACUACGAUGAGGAAAUAAUGAGACUAAGAGCAGAGAAUGAACGGCUGCAUUUCGAAUCUAUCCAUGCUAAGCGGCUGUACGAGGAGCAGUUGGCAUCGAUGGAGGCGAGUCUGAUGGAGAACGCUGACACCACGCGAGAGCUGGUGAAUAAGGCGCGCGAAGCGACCACGCAGUUCUACGUCGCCGAGAUCAAUAGGCUCAAGGAAAAGAUGGAAAAAUUGACAGAGGAGUACGAGUGCCAACUAAGUAAACUGCGUUCGGAACUCACUUCUCCGGUGGAUUGUAAGGAUACCCGGCUUGCAAGAGAGAUCGCGAUUCUACAGGAAGAAGUGAAUGCUGAGAGGUUGGCAAGGAAGAGGGCUGAAGCUGAGGCGGAGCAUUUACGGGCUUGCCUUGCAGAAAGAGAUGAGAAUGAAGAAAAGGAAAGAACUGGAAGUGACCUAUCAGACACCAACAGUGAAGAAGAAGUUGACGACAAUAUUAACGAAAGUCUCGAACCAACAUUCCACAAAGAUGAAAUCAAUAGGUCUAGACUAGUAAGACAAAGCAUUAUGAAUGAAAGUUGUGCCGAUAGCUCUGAUAAUUCAGAUGUAUUGGAGAUAUCAAGUGAUACAAUCAAGGAGCAUAGCUUUAACGACUGUGCCUUUGCAGUUAGCGAGCACAUUAUAAGUACAUGUAAGAAAAUUUGUGGAGAUAAGACAUUCGAUGCAAAUCAAACGUCGCAAAAUUCAUUUGAAGAAUCCGAAUUAGUUAAAACAUAUAAUAACGAAUCUUGUUAUGACGACCAAGUUGUGGAAGUGGAACCGAAUUUAGGAGAAAAAUCAGGAGAAGAAGAACAACGUGACGUACAAAAUCAAACGUCGCAAAAUUCAUUUGAAGAAUCCGAAUUAGUUAAAACAUAUAAUAACGAAUCUUGUUAUGACGACCAAGUUGUGGAAGUGGAACCGAAUUUAGGAGAAAAAUCAGGAGAAGAAGAACAACGUGACGUACAACGAUCAGUAUCAGAUUCUUUUUGUAACGAGCCCAUCGCCGUUUUAGGAAAUAGACCAGAUGAUAUAUUAUGUAACAGUAGGGAAGAGGUCAUAAAUGAUAUUAAUACUAAAGAAAUUGGAGAAAAGCGACAAACUUUUGUAAAGAAUGAUGUAAAUUCAUUAAACUUUGUUCCGGACAAUUCAAAUACUUCACUAGCCACAUUUGAACAGUUGGAAAUAGCUACAAUGGACAGUGGUCAAACAGCAGCGUCAUAUGAAUUCAAUACAGUGAAUAAUGGAAACAAGAACCGUCAUUUUUUUGAUGAUAAUAAUGGACAAACUCAAAACAACGUUACAAAUGAAGGUAAAAAGCUGUACUUUGAAAAUAUUCAGGAAAUUAUUGAAACUGAUGUCAAUAAACAACAAGAUGAUUAUAGAUCCCCUUCAAUAGUAAAAGAUGAGGUGCCCACGGACUAUCAGCCAAGUAUGAUCAAAAAACUUCUUGCAAAGUCCCUUAAAACCUGCAGAGAUGCUCCUGGUCCACAACCAAUACAAAAAAUCAAUAAUUCUCGUGCGUCUGAUGGUUCUGUGGAUAUCUUUGAAUGUUUCGAUUCGCCAUCUCAAGAUCUUGAAGAAAAAAUUACAGAUGUAGAAACAGUUGGUAAAUCUAUUGCUUGCAUUGAUAUUGUUGAAGAAAAAGAAAUGUGUGUCGAUAAUUUUGACACUCUUACAACGAUUAAAAAAUCGGAAGCUGAAGAAUUAUUUAAAGUACCUAUUGUAGUUCGUAAAUCAGCUAAAGUAAUAGAUGAUGAUCAAAAAGUUAAAAAUGUAAUUGAAAAAACUGCGAAAGAUUUAGAUGUAACAAUUCCAAAUAGUGAAAUAUCACAGCAAAAUAUGACAGCUAAUAAUACAUUGGAACAGUUUGAAAAUAUUUACAAAGAUGUAACAAUACCUAGAGUUACAGAAUUCGAAAAUCUUGUUUCGGACUCACAUGAAACUAUUGAUGACGAUAUCAAACAACCAAGUGCAAUCAAAUACAAUUUACGUAAAAAAUCUCAGAUGAAGCUAAAAAAUGAAGAAUUGAGAGACUUGAAAGAAGAUAAUAAAGGUGUUGAUGAGGUUUUAUUGCAGAGCGAAUCAAAAUGUGCAAGUAAAUCUAGAACGAGUAAACGCAAUCUUCGGCUGCGCAGACGGAACAAUGUAACAAGUGAAGAAUGUAAUUCAAAUGGAGAAGAUCAAUUAAAGGAUAUUGUGAAUCUGCAAAGUGAAUUCUGUGAUGUGACGAUGGGGAAACCUGCUCCUGAGAAGGUUGUUACAGACAUCAAGUCGCCUGAGAAGCCUCAGGAUGAAAAUAUGCCACCCAAUGUUGAACUGCAAAGUAUUUCUAAAAGUGUGACCCGCAGCCGUCGCAAGUUGUUCACGCCGCGAGCGGACCCGCUGGAGGAGAACAUAUCGCAGGGAGGGGACAGCAGCGAGCGGGUGCGGGUGCCUCGCCCCUCCUACCACCGGCCGCGCGCUCGCAGGAAGCUGUAGGACCCAAUACUGAUUGACAGACUGAAUCAUAUUAUAUCAAUUAAUGUAAAUAAUGAUUAAAUUUUAAAUUUGGA
Messenger RNA from Leptidea sinapis, 4097 nucleotides. RefSeq lists its product as uncharacterized. NCBI's taxonomy places the organism in Eukaryota, Metazoa, Arthropoda, Insecta, Lepidoptera, Pieridae. The transcript is spliced from 13 exons. Gene Ontology annotation, biological process: microtubule-based movement. Gene Ontology annotation, molecular function: ATP binding; microtubule motor activity; microtubule binding. The record is from RefSeq and is a predicted model, not a curated record. Bases 109 to 4023 code for a protein of 1304 amino acids. Gene Ontology annotation, cellular component: microtubule; kinesin complex; nucleus.